Molecule: messenger RNA, 1483 nt
Organism: Solea senegalensis (Senegalese sole)
Lineage: Eukaryota; Metazoa; Chordata; Actinopteri; Pleuronectiformes; Soleidae
Gene: tmem88a
Product: transmembrane protein 88 a
Exons: 3
Coding region: 399-992 (197 amino acids)
Cellular component (GO): plasma membrane
Molecular function (GO): PDZ domain binding
Source: RefSeq, a predicted model, not a curated record
CUCUCUCCCUCUCUCGCUCAAUCAUAUCUCAAACUGGAGUUGGUGUGAGGAAGCAGAAUGUCAGGAGAGGAAGUUCUGAAGCCAGUGGGAAAGCAAAGUUUGCCUGAAGUCUGCGCUGCUCUUUUCUGAAGUUUUUGCAGGCACAUUUCUGAGGAUACGUCCCUUUUUCUUUUCUUUUUUACUCUAAAAUAGGUAGUAACUUUUAUAAACCUAACUUUUUAAAUCGAAUACCAACCUCAAGACCUGGGUUUUCCUACAGAGAAACCUACAUACAUCACAGGGAAAUUCUUGAAAUUCUCUUUGUCUGGGACCUCUCACCACUGCUCUGGACUCUGCCUCCACCACUCAACUGCAAGAGGAUACAUCAGGUUUUACCGCACAUUGAGACAACAAACAAAAUGAGUCUGUCACGGAACGGCACUCUGGAGAAGGCGAUGUCUGAACGGUCUGAGCCACGCACCCCCUCCAGAGUGGGUUCAGGGGUCGUGGUGCCCCCUCCUUAUUCGCUGGGCAGCAGUGAGGCUGCUGACACCCCGCUGGAAUUGAGAGGGUCUCUGGACUGCUGGGCGUGCUCUGUGCUCGUCACCGCGCAGAACCUGGUCAUCGCACUGAUUAACGGCGUGCUGGCCACCGUCGUGUUCGGCAUCAUCCUCACCCCGGCUCUGUCCAUGAUCAUAUUCGGCUUCCUCUGCCACUCCACGGUGCAGCCCCACGGAACGUCAGUGUUUUGCUCAGACGUGCUGGAUGAUACCGGCUGUGUGGCUCUGCUGGUCGUAGGCUUUCUGCUGCUCACGCCUCUGCUGGUCCUGGCACUCGCCGCCUUCUGUCGCCUGGCCCGACACCUCCAGCUCGGCAUGUGCUUCAUCCCCUACAGCCGAGCCGUUUACAAGAACCUGCCCGCCUCGCGUAACCAGAGGCCCGAUGCAGCAGGAGGCUGCUGUGGCCAGCAGGGGUCUUCAGAGAGGGAGGGGAAGGGUAGCAUAUGGGUCUGAGGAGCUGAGAGGAGAGGAGAAGAUGGAUUUAUGAUUGUAAGAUGUAUCCCUAAAGUCAGGUUGUUUGCAUCCAGCUUUUUUUUUUAAAUGCAAAUUGCAGUUGUAUCCACUUGCAUUGUACAAAUUCAUCAUCAUUUAUAUUGACUGUCUGGAGGUCAGUGUUUCCUUUUUAUAUUAUUCCAUGUGUAUUUUUAUACUUUUUUUUUAAAGAAAAAAAACGUUUUACUUUUAUACUUUUUAGACGUAUAGUGUUACUCGACCUCAAGCUGAAUUUUGUGAGUCCUGCGAAACUCUGCUGCCGACAACCAUGGAAAUAAGCCAGUUUCAAGUUAGACGGAGGUGGAGUUCAAAGAAAUGUAUUACAUAUGUUAUAUAAUGUGUGCAUACAGUAUAGGAAUGUCCAUCGAGCAUCACUUUGCUGUAAUGAAACAUCGUUGUUAUACCUGUCAGUUAAGUUUGCUAUACUUGUCAAUAAAGUUGUAUCAUUCAAA